GACACACGGAAGCUCCGGCUCGCUGCUCGCGGAACCGGGCUGUCCGUCCGAGCCUUGAUCCAGUGGGAUGUUAACGGAACCGGACUCCACGGACGGGGCUGCACGCGCAUUCUGCAGAGCUUUGUGAGGAGCUUCUCGGUGGUUCCUGCUGGUCUUCAUCAUCAUCAUCAUCAGCGGCUGCAGAGGUGUGGAAGGUGAAGGCCAUGACUGGCGCUGAGGCUGACGACGACAUCCCUUUAGGAGAACGAAAGACCGUCACUGACUUCUGCUAUCUGCUGGACAAGUCCAAACAGCUCUUCAAUGGGCUCAGGGACCUUCCUCAGUAUGGACACAAACAGUGGCAGUCAUACUUUGGGAGGACAUUUGACGUCUAUACCAAACUGUGGAAGUUCCAGCAGCAGCACAGGCAGGUUCUGGACACCAGGUACGGUCUGAAGAGAUGGCAGAUCGGAGAAGUUGCUUCUAAAAUUGGACAACUUUAUUACCAUUAUUAUCUUCGUACGUCUGAGACGAGUUACCUGAACGAGGCGUUCUCCUUCUACUCUGCCAUCCGUCAACGGUCCUACUACCAUCAGGUCAACAAGGAGGACAGGCCCGAGCUGGUGGUGAAGAAGCUCCGAUAUUAUGCUCGCUACAUCGUCGUGUGUUUGCUCCUCAACAAGAUGGACCUCGUCAAGGUGCUGGUGAAGGAGUUAUCUGAGGAGAUCGAGGACUACACCCAACGCUUCAACACGGAGGACCAGCUGGAGUGGAACCUGGUUCUGCAGGAAGUGGCAACUUUCAUCAAGGCCGACCCGGCGGUGGUUCUGAACGACAACAACUCGAUGGUUGUCACCAACAACAGGAUGCAGGAGGGCAGCGUUCCCCCUCUGGAGCAGGGCAUGGUGGUGGGACAGCUGGUCCUGGCUGACUCCUUGAUCAUUGGCAACUGGAACAACCAGGUGAAGUUCAGCGAGUUGACCAUCGACAUGUUCCGCAUGCUUCAAGCUUUAGAGAGGGAACCUGUGAACCUGGCAACUCAGACCUCCAAACAAGGACCACUGGAACCCAGUGAGAAACAAGCAAAAAGAGAAAAUCCUCAUAAAUAUUUACUGUACAAACCAACGUUCAGCCAGCUUUUUACAUUCCUGUCUGCCUCCUUUAAGGAGUUACCUGCCAACAGUGUGCUGCUGGUGUAUUUAUCAGCUACAGGAGUCUUCCCAACAGGACAUUCAGAUUAUGAAGUGGGUCCAUAUGACUUUGGAGGAGUUCUGACGAACACCAACCGAGAUGUGGUGAACGGAGAGAUGGUCCAGAAGAGGAACCAGGCCCAGAAAGAGAUGCACUGCCUUCAUCCAGGGGAUUUAUUUCCAUUUACCAGGAAGCCUCUGUUUAUCAUCGUGGACUCCUCCAACAGCACAGCUUAUAAGAACUUCAGCAAUCUGUUUGGUCAGCCUCUGGUGUGUCUGCUCUCACCUACAGUUUACCCUAAGAGUGUACCAGACGCGUCCCAGCGGGGGAGUCUCUUCACUCUGUUCCUCUACAGUCCUCUGCUGGCAUUUUCCUCCAUCUGUGGACUAAACAGCAUUGGACAGGGGCUCUGGGAGCAGGCGCAGGAGUUCCUCCAUAAAGUCUUCCGGGACAUCGGACAGAUGAUAACUCGCUCACGGACCAUAGAUCAGGCCUUUCUGCAGUUUUUCGGUGACGAGUUCCUGCGGCUGCUCCUGAUCCGGUUCGUGUUCUGUUCUGCUGUGCUCCGACUCCAUAAACUCUUCCGGGAGUGUCGGAGCUUCCCGGAGUCGUACCCCGAGCUGCCAAAGCAGGACACGGUGGAGAGCAGCCUCCUGCAGAAGCACAUCCUGGACCUGGCUGCCAUGCUGGACGUCCAGAACUUAUUUUGGGACAAUUCACUGGAAACCUACUAACUUCUCUGAACGGGACAACCCAUGUUGAGACAGACUGAAGAACCGGAGAUCAGACCGGUCUCUGGUCUUUGUUUUUAAAGGUAAACACAUGCUGGACUCAAUCAGACAUCCUGUGUCUCCAUGUCUCCAUCUGUAGGAACCGGUGUCAUGUUCUCGACGACUUGAACCCAUUUUUAUUCUCACCAAACAAAAAGCACCAACAAGCCACAGCCUUCGCUUCAUGUUUGUGUCAUUUCUCUUCAGUUCUUUAUUGUUUGUUGGUUCGUAUAGAAUUAAAAGCUGGGAGAGAAGAGCAGCACCAGGAAGCAGCCAAAACCCUUCACAAUAAGAGCACAGCAGAAUACAGAUUUCACUAAAAUGUUGGAUCAGAAUUUACAAAAUAAACUGGAAGUCAACGCUCAUCUGACUUCCAGCAGGUGGUUUCAUGUUUUUAUUAAACUUAGUUUAAAAAUUAUAAAUAUUAAUGUUGUUAAUCAGCAUGCCAGCUGUA
Nematolebias whitei (Rio pearlfish) is the source of this 2394-nucleotide messenger RNA. RefSeq names its product suppressor of cancer cell invasion (gene scai). Gene Ontology annotation, biological process: DNA-templated transcription. Gene Ontology annotation, molecular function: transcription corepressor activity. Lineage: Eukaryota; Metazoa; Chordata; Actinopteri; Cyprinodontiformes; Rivulidae. The coding region runs from base 204 to 1904 and encodes 566 amino acids. Gene Ontology annotation, cellular component: nucleus. The transcript has 17 exons. The record is from RefSeq and is a predicted model, not a curated record.